Messenger RNA from Orbicella faveolata, 2514 nucleotides. Its product is annotated as protein rolling stone-like. NCBI's taxonomy places the organism in Eukaryota, Metazoa, Cnidaria, Anthozoa, Scleractinia, Merulinidae. The record is from RefSeq and is a predicted model, not a curated record. Gene Ontology annotation, cellular component: membrane.
UGAAUAAUCUCGGCCUCCGUAGAUGAAAAUGAUCGAAGAUGCCUGUUUAUGACUAAUAAACAAUCGAUGUAAAUAGCCGGAGGGGGAUCUCCGGUAUGAAAAAGUAGGGGAUUCUCUUCGUCGCAUUUUGUUAUGAACACCCUAAGUCAGCCCAGAGUUCUUGAUUUUUCCCCUAAGCGAGACGAAUAGCAUCCCCGACCUUUUCAUAUGGGAGUCCACCCACCCCUCCAACCCCCGGGUGUAAAUAUUCAUAUAACCUAGCAGCUACGAAAUAAAAAUAAAAUAUUGUAAAUACGCAGACACACAUUAGCCUGCACGCGCAUUGGAGACGACCGGCAAAGCUAAAGCUUCGAAGAUGUGUAAAGGAGAGUUUCGUCUGAGAAACGUUACGUUUUGGUAUUCCGUUCGCCGUGAUUUUACCGACUCUAGGUGGCUGUCUCUACCGGUUUUUGUGGUGUAUCGCUUGGCUGUAACUGCUUACAACCUUGCAUGGCUGUUUUACAACAUCCACUUGUACGGAGCGAAAAUGUUCAUCUACUUAACUAACUGGACUUACACUAUAUUGAACAUCUACUUUGUCUUUGCAACAACGCUCUCUUGUAUCGCCCUUUAUAAAGACCUGAGUAAGGAAACGGAGACCACAACUCUAGCUACAGAUGAACAGACGGUGGAGAUCGAAAUGGAGCUUGGCAACUACGGCGCAGUUGAUCAAGAUAGCGAAGACGCCAGCGAAAAAGACGCCCUGCAGUGUCACCACAAGUUCUUUUGGUUCAUCCAUGUCAUUGCUGCAACUGCCGGCUUGUGGGUAACCGCGGGGUACUGGAGCGUGUUGGCAGAUGAUAACCCAGUUGAUGCCAAUAAUAUUACAAAGCACGCACUCAAUUCCGUCUUCAUGGUGAUUGACACAAGCCUGAGCGCCAUCCCAGUUCGUCUCCUGCAUUCCCUGUACGCCUUGCUUUACAUUGUCAUUUACCUCGUCUUCUCCAUUAUCUAUUGGCUCCUUGAUGGAACCAAUAAUCAAGGGAAUACUUACAUAUAUAAAAGUCUGGAUUACGACAACUUCAAGCCCAUCGUUGGAGGCCUGAUUGUCGUUUUCCUUCUCGUGGUUUUGCCUGGUUUGCAUCUGAUCUUAUUUGGCAUCGCCAAGUUACGAGAUCAUCUUCACAGGAAGUAUGAAGCACGAAGUCACACUACGUGAAAUGACGUAAUUAACGUGACGUGACAUCAAAUGGCAUGACAUCAGACGACAUCACAUGACAUGAAACGAUAUGUUAUAAUAUGACACAACACCACAUGACAUGACAGGAAAUGACAUGACAUAACUUGACAAGGAAUGACAUGACAAUACAUGAUUUGACAUUACAUCACUGCACCCAACCUAAUAAUGACAUGACAUUAUACGAACUUAUAGUGACAUGACGUGACAUGACCCGACCUACUAAUGAUUUGAAAUGACAUCACAAGACCUCACAGUGGCAUGACACGACAUAAUCUAAUAACGACGUGACAUGACAUUACACGACCUUAAUUAUAGUCACAUGACGUGACCCAGCCUAAUAAUGAUAUGAUAUGAUAUUGUACGACCAAAUAGUGACAUGACAUGACAUGACAAGACCUUAUAGCGACAUGACAUAACAUGAACUUUCCUAAUAAUGACGUAACAUGACAUUACACGACCUUAUAGUAACAUGACAUGACUUCACCGAAGCUAAUAAUGACAUGACAUAAAAUGACAUGACAUGCCUAGACUUCAAAAACUUUCAAGGAAGGCUGAAAUAAAUAUUUGUCAGGGCAUGAUAGAACACAGCUUGACUACUUGGUUAUAUAAGGUAGGGUAAAUCGCAUGGUAGUUAUCGAUGCGUGAGAAUUAAACGAGUCAUGUUAGGUCGAUAAAUUUUUAUUCAUUUAGUUUAGCAGAGUUUAUGUGUGUUUACAGUGGCAUGCCUGUAAACUAGCUAAGCUUAGUGCUUGUAUACGCUAAGCGCACGGCCACUGUAAAUAAGAUUUACAUUUUACAUGUACAUAGGCACUUCUUCCCUAUGUAAAAUCCGGUAGGAAGGUAUUGUAACAAUCUUAAGUAUGUUGGGACAUGGCCCGCGGUCCUUUAGAGCUGUUAAGAGAAAUAUUUUCCUCUAUGUGAAAGUAAUAUUUUUGUAGUAACGGAAACUUUGAGGAGAGAGAAGGAAUAAUUUAACGUCCUUAAAUUUCUUAAGGUCAUGGUCUUAAGGCCAUGUGUUAGUUAAGGAAAAAUAGAAAGGUAAUAUGGGUCAAAAAUGGUCAAAACUACUCUCCCUUAGUUCUAAAGAGCCGGUCUAGACAGAUAGAACGGAACAAUUCGUGAUAUCAUGCUGGUGACAGAAGACUAUAGAAAUCAAUUGCAAAAAAGGUUAGCAAGAUGACGGGAGAAACGAAUAAACUAAAGGAUAGCAGGUUUUCUAGCGUGGCUGAGUGGUUUAGGGCGCUGGUGUUGUAAUCCGGAGGUCCCGGGUUCAAGGCCUCCACCCUGCCACUAGC